This is a messenger RNA of Hydra vulgaris (swiftwater hydra), 1030 nucleotides long. RefSeq names its product mitochondrial ubiquitin ligase activator of nfkb 1. The record is from RefSeq and is a predicted model, not a curated record. NCBI's taxonomy places the organism in Eukaryota, Metazoa, Cnidaria, Hydrozoa, Anthoathecata, Hydridae. Gene Ontology annotation, biological process: protein ubiquitination; organelle organization. Gene Ontology annotation, molecular function: ubiquitin-protein transferase activity.
UGCUAGAAUAAUCUGUUAUGUCAUUGUCAAGAGAUAUUUCUUACCAAAGUUUGUAUUGGUGUCUUGGUUCAAGUAUUAUAUCAGGAUUAUUUUAUUAUGGUUAUUACCGCAGAAGCAGUUUUAUGAAUAUUUUAAAGAAUGUUAAAGUUUUUCAAAUCAACAACGAUUUAAUAGCAGAGUUAAAUAAUUCAAAUGAUUGCACCCUUCCAUAUAGUGCUGUAAUUGGUAUAGUAGAGUCUGAAGGUAAAACAAUUCGUGGGUGUUACAAUACUGCUGUUGAUGGUGUCGUACAAAGUAUACUUCUUAAAGAACACAAAACAGAAUGGAAUUCUUUUACAAAGGAAUGGAUAGAUAAAGUUCGUAUAUUAUCAACAAAACAACAUGUUGAACCAUUUUCUUUGGUUGAUAAAUCUGAUGUUAAAGUCCAUGUAUGUGAUGUAUUAAAAGCUGAAAAUUUAAAACUUUCUACAAUUUAUGAUCUAUAUGAACCUAGUCCAUCUUCAAUUACACAAGGAGUUAUUGACUUUGUUGCUGGGGAUAGAGUGAGAGGUAUGGAGACUGUGGAAGAAAUGCUUCUUAUUGGGACAAAACUCGUUGGAGUUGGACAAAUAGUGUUAACUGAUGGUAAACAUAUAUCACUUAAAUGUCCUUCGCAACCUGGUUUAAGAUAUAUUUUAUCUUCAGACUCUAUCAGUGAUCUUAUAGAGGUUGAAAAGCAUGCGGGGAGUAUUUAUAAAGGUUUUUCUAUAUUUUUUGCUCUAAUAAGCAUUACUUUUAUGUCGUAUUGGUUAUAUAAAUGGUACAGGUUAUACAAAAUUGAAAACAGCUAUAAUACAUUAAUGUAUGAAAAUACUGUUGAAAACGCAUGCUCUGUUUGUUUGUAUCAACCGCGCAGUGUAGUGAUUUUACCCUGUGGGCAUGUUUGUUCCUGUAAGUCAUGCACUGAACAAUUAUCAUUAUGUCCAAUAUGCAGGACAGUUAUAGAAAGAUAUGUUCCCAUAUAUAAUAGUUAAUAAACCAACUAAAUACA